UGCACUCCUGAUGCCUAUGUCAGCUGACCUUUGGGUCAAGGAGUGGAUUGCGGUGAUGGAAGGUCCAGGAUCGAGCAGUAAGAAGGUCCAGGAUCAUCUCCGGUUCCUGUUGUCGUUGCGUUAGCGUUAGCGUGAGCGUUAGUGUGAGCGUUAACGCCCUCCCCGUACUGCGAGGAUGUCAGCAGCAUGCCGUCACACGCCUGCUGUUAAACGAGGAACUGUGUUAGUCCAGGACGCAAUCUGCAACCAUGUCGAGCUCGCUGGUCGUGUGUGAGGUGGAUCCAAGCCUGACGGAGAAACUGAAGAAGUUUCGUUUUCGGAAGGAGACCACCAACGCCGCCAUUUUGAUGAAAAUUGAUAUGGAGAAACAGCUGGUCAUAUUAGAAGAGGAGUAUGAGGACAUUUCUCUGGACGAUCUGAGGGAAGAGCUUCCCGAGCGCCAGCCACGAUACAUAGUGUACAGCUACAAGCUUACACACUCCGACGGCCGAGUGUCCUACCCGCUGUGUUUCAUUUUCUCCAGCCCUGUGGGUUGUAAGCCGGAACAGCAGAUGAUGUACGCCGGCAGUAAAAACAGACUCGUCCAAUCUGCCGAACUCACCAAGGUUUUUGAGAUCCGAAACGCAGACGAUCUCUCUGAGGAAUGGCUGAAGGAGAAAUUGUCCUUCUUUCGCUGAAAAUAUUACUCCGUCCAUCCGGAUCAGUGCUCCAUCCUUCUGUAUACUGAAGAUCAUUUUGGGGGAAUAAACUCACAGCUGAUCUCAGAUCAGUGGAGAAAAGGCAUCAUGCGUUUGCUUUCUAAUUUUUUUUUAUUUGAAAUUUGUAGAAAAAAGUGAAGCACAUGUGAACACGGUACUAUAUAGACCUGUUACAGCUUAAAAAAAAGUUUUUUUUGAAAAAUGUUUUUAUUUUUUUAAAUGUCAAAGCUUUGAAGUAUUUUGCUGCUCAUGCUUUUGCUUUUCAGAAAUUUUGGAAAUACUGAUUUUUAAAUAUGUAUUUAAUUUCAUUAGUGUCUUACAGCAGAAAAAAGGAUGGUAUAGAAAUAAAUACCAGACUAGAUUAUAUUAAAAAUAUAAACUGGUUGCUACAUUAAAGGUUUCGCAUUAUUGAAGUAGCCUAUAAUAUGUUCAUUACACACAUGUUGAUAUUAAGUAAGGAAUAAAACACAAUGUGACAAGUUUAGAGGAAAUGUUACUGCUACCAACCUUGAGAAUUUUUUGUAUUAAUUAAAGAACAAUAGAAAAUGU
Pangasianodon hypophthalmus (striped catfish) is the source of this 1247-nucleotide messenger RNA. RefSeq names its product glia maturation factor, gamma (gene gmfg). Gene Ontology annotation, cellular component: actin cortical patch. Lineage: Eukaryota; Metazoa; Chordata; Actinopteri; Siluriformes; Pangasiidae. The record is from RefSeq and is a predicted model, not a curated record. The coding region runs from base 249 to 677 and encodes 142 amino acids. Gene Ontology annotation, molecular function: Arp2/3 complex binding; actin binding. Gene Ontology annotation, biological process: actin filament debranching; negative regulation of Arp2/3 complex-mediated actin nucleation. The transcript has 7 exons.